Babjeviella inositovora NRRL Y-12698 is the source of this 693-nucleotide messenger RNA. RefSeq lists its product as uncharacterized. Gene Ontology annotation, cellular component: spliceosomal complex; U2AF complex. Lineage: Eukaryota; Fungi; Ascomycota; Pichiomycetes; Serinales. The transcript is spliced from 2 exons. Gene Ontology annotation, biological process: mRNA splicing, via spliceosome. Gene Ontology annotation, molecular function: metal ion binding; pre-mRNA 3'-splice site binding. The coding region runs from base 1 to 693 and encodes 230 amino acids. The record is from RefSeq and is a predicted model, not a curated record.
AUGUCUUCUUAUCACAACCAACACAGGGCUUACGGCUCAGAGCAGGACAAGGUUAACUGCACGUUUUACUACAAGAUCGGGGCAUGUCGCCACGGAGCAAAGUGUUCGCGUAAGCACAUCCAGCCGGCGUCCUCGCACACCGUCUUGUGUCCAAACUUCUUCCAGAACCCUCUUUAUGCCGAGCAGCUGGCCCACAGACAGCUUGAGAAGGAGAAAGAAGACACCACAGGCGCCCCGACGCUGCUCCCGUUUGCGUCGAAGCUCGACCCAAGCAAGCUCCAGCAGGACUUUGACGCUUUCUAUAAGGACUUGUGCGUGGAGCUUGCCACCAAUAUCGGUGAGAUUGACGAGAUUAUUGUGUGUGAAAACACCAACGCCCAUCUUAACGGGAACGUGUACAUCAAGUUCCUCAAAGAGGCCGCAGCGUUGAAGUGCGUGUCGAUUUUGAACAACAGAUGGUACGACGGGCGGCCCAUCUAUGCGGAGCUCUCGCCGGUGGAGAACUUUAACGACAGUGUGUGUCGCCAGUGGGACGCCCAGGACUGCAACCGAGGCGGUCUUUGCAACUUCAUGCAUGUCAAGCGGCCCACCAAGAGUUUGGCUAGUGAUAUCUUCAAGUCACAGCGCAAGUACUACAUCCAGAAGGCCGAGGAGGAGGCCAUCCAUGGCGCGUAUAGCCGUGCGAGAGUCUGA